Messenger RNA from Penicillium bovifimosum, 1020 nucleotides. RefSeq lists its product as uncharacterized. The record is from RefSeq and is a predicted model, not a curated record. Gene Ontology annotation, biological process: mRNA processing; mRNA export from nucleus. Gene Ontology annotation, cellular component: THO complex part of transcription export complex. The transcript is spliced from 2 exons. Lineage: Eukaryota; Fungi; Ascomycota; Eurotiomycetes; Eurotiales; Aspergillaceae. The coding region runs from base 1 to 1020 and encodes 339 amino acids.
AUGGCUUCUUACGGGCUGCUGGGCCAGCCUGAGGAAGAUACGCUCCACAAGUCGCGUCUCCUUAACGUCGAAGAAAAGCCAUUCAAGCGAAUCUCAAAGCGCCUUCUAAACCCAGCAUCCAUUGUUAUCUCGCCAUCCUCCCUCCCUCUCACACCUCCCCCCGAACAAGCCGAUGCCGAGUCAGAUGCGACCGCUAUCGACGCCGAGAAACAAAAAAGGCUCGAAGAAUGGCGCCACUUCCGCGACGAUGUCUCACUCGACUUUGCUGCCUUCGAGAGCAGUAUUGCGCGCAUUCAAUUCCUUCUCACCAGCAACGAGCAAGAACGCCAGCGCUAUGCAUCCGAGCGCGUACAAAUUCUGUCGACAAUGCAGUCCGUCCGGGAGAGCACUUCCGACCUACGCAGUCAGCUCGAAGAGGCGCAGCGACUCCUCGCUUUGCGGAAAACCUAUGAUGAAUUGACGGACAAAAUCACGAGUAACCGCCUACUCAAGCCGCGCGAAGAUCAAUCAGCGAACCUCCAAAAACUACGGCUAGAGAUCGCGGAGCUCGAAAAUGAAAGCAAAGUUUACGCCAGUACCUGGGCUGAGCGACGUGAGCAAUUCGGCCGCAUUGUGGAUGAGGGUAUGCAGCUCCGUCGCUUGAUCCGUGAUGAGAAAGAGGAAGUCGAGCGUCGUGAGGGUAUGCAGAAGGGCGAAGAUGGUGACGAUGCGGAGGUCGCGUCCAAGGGCAAGAACAGCAGCGGGACCACUCCUGGCCCUGAUAGCGAUGUUGCGUCUCCGUCUCAUCAGAGCGAGAAUGAGGGUCGGCCAUCUGCUUUGCAGGUUGAGAAGCCUGAAACUGGUCGCAGCGCGUCGCCUUUGAGGCAAGUCACGGCUGCCCGGGGCGACGAGACAGACUCUGCUCCCAGGGAUAGCGACAUGAUCGAUGAGGGUGAAAUCUCUGCGGUCAGUGAUGGUGAAUUGUCUGAACUCGAGGAAGGAGAGGAACUCCCGGAUGGCUUCAAAAUGGACACUACCUGA